GAGGCAGAAAGAGAAGACAGGCUUCACUACUUUUGCAGAAACGGGUAUGACUCACGCCGCUACGCCAUAAGAAGUACCGCACUGGUGAAAUACACAUCUAUUAUUCCAACGCGAUUAUUGAGAAAGCCUGCAGAAUUGGAUUAUAUGGCUUGGUGGGCGACGGUGUCCACGACCUUCAACCGGACGCCACCAACGCCAACGGACAACUGUACACCAUCCACGGAGUCAUGGCAAACUCCGUGGACGUGCCACUCCUGUUCGCCAUCACGACCAGGAAAAACGAGCGAGUGUACGAGCGAAUUUUUGGGAAGCUCAAAGAAGCGAUUGAGGCAGCGGGCGGAAGGAAUAACAUAAGGAUCUUGCUCGAUUAUGAAAAGGCCGCUAUCAACGCGGCGAAGAGGGAUAUGUGGUGCAAAUGGGAUGUCUCGAUCCUGCGGACCACAAACGCGGCGGAGUCGUUCAACAGGCUUCUGGGAGUACUCUUGCAGGUAAAGUAUCCUCGCAUGAGUGACCUCCUACGAGCCUUGCAGGGAACCGUGACCACAGCGCGAGGAACCCUGCUCAACAUUGAAAGGAGAAGAAUGGAUCCGAGGCCGUUGCGACGGAGGGACAGGAUUCGAAGACGUCGCGUCGAAAGGGAAAUGGCCAGGUUCAAGGAGCUUCUAAGUCGCACAAGAGGAUUCCCUUCAACAAGGACAAUUACGACGUACUGCAGGCGCAUGGCGCGCUUUGUUACUGAGAAGGUAGUUUGA
This is a messenger RNA of Haemonchus placei, 752 nucleotides long. NCBI's taxonomy places the organism in Eukaryota, Metazoa, Nematoda, Chromadorea, Rhabditida, Trichostrongylidae. The record is from the annotation of a GenBank genome assembly.